Molecule: messenger RNA, 711 nt
Organism: Plenodomus lingam JN3
Lineage: Eukaryota; Fungi; Ascomycota; Dothideomycetes; Pleosporales; Leptosphaeriaceae
Source: RefSeq, a predicted model, not a curated record
AUGUCCGCCAUCCUGAAGCGCUUUACUUGUCCACCCGCGCAAACACUACGAACAUUGCAGCCCACGCCGUCAACGAUCCAAUACACAGUAUCGACCCGUCGCGUAGCAGAUACAUUUCCUUCGAUACUCAGCCACUAUUCUGGCAUAGCUCUUCGAUUUGUUGUCGGUCUAAUCGCCGUACUCAUCCUUUGGACCAAAUACCACACAGCCUAUGAGCCAGCUUCAGCCCUGUUGCGCUGGACACUAAACACAGCAUGGGAAACACACCUUAUCGCCCUCGUACACAGGUGUCAAUGGCGCUAUCUGGCCCCGCUGUCCCUGUUUCUUCUCUUUCUAGUCUUCAGACGAAACUAUACUGAGGAGUCUUUGACGCUGCUUCGCGGUCUGGGCAUACAAACGAGUACCUCAUCCGGUACAUACCUACAAUCCCCGACCACACGCUUCAUUCCUACGACCAGUAUCAAAGACAUCUUCAUACACGAGGCCUUCAAGGGAUUCGAGGUACGCUUUUAUCUAGGCAUUGUGGUGGAAGGGGAGGAGGAUAUUGUCGUUGUUUUUCCAGCCUUGUUGCCGCGACGGGCGUUGCUGGAGGUGGUGUGGAGAGGGGCUAGGGCCUGUUUGUGGGAGAGUGGUGGCGGGAUGGCAAAGAAGAGGGAAGAUCAAGGGAAGAAGUGUCAAGUGCAGGUGGCAGAGCUGGAGGGUUAUUACUAA